AUGGACGCCUUUGACCUCCCGCAAAUCUAUACAAAGCCCUCAUACGACAUCCUCCUCACGACUCUGGAGAACCUUCAUCUCCAACCGCCAGUAUGGAACCGCCGCUCUCUUGAGCAGGAAUCCCUCGCUGCGCACCGCCAAGCCCACACAACGCGGUACAUCUCCAGCAUCAUCUCCAGCCCACUGUCCUGGCUGAGCGACGACCAGCGAGAAACGAUCUGGGACCUCGCAGCGCGACGAAUGUCCGAGCGAUGCGGCCGCACCGCCAUGGGGGAAAUCGUACGCCGAUGGCCCUUUGAGGCGAGUGACUCUGCUGCUGCGUACGAGCCCUUCGAGCUUGUCAUCAGGGAGCCAGCACUGACGGGCGACUCUCUCGGCUUCAAGACGUGGGGGUCGUCGUAUGUCCUUGCGCAGCAUCUACCUACCCUUGGAGCGAGGUCGCUGUUUAAGCUAUUUGACGAGUCGUUGGGCGAGGAGCCGCCUAGUGUGUUGGAGUUGGGCUCCGGGACGGGGCUGUUGGGUUUGGCGGCCGCGGUGCUGUGGAAGGUGCAUGUUUGUUUGAGUGAUUUGCCUGGCAUUAUGGAGAAUUUGAAGGGGAAUGUUGAUGGGAAUAGGGGAUUAGUUGAAGCGAGAGGCGGGAGGGUCGAUGCCGGGAUGUUGACGUGGGGUGGUGGUGAGGAGGAGGUUGAUAUGGGUUUGUUUGGGGUGCAGAAUCAGUUCAAGGUUGUGCUGGCUGCGGACCCGAUGUACGAUGAUAAUCACCCUUCUCUGCUGGCGAGCGCUAUCGGUCAGCACUUGGCCAUGGGGACGGAAUCCCGGGCUGUGGUUAUGGUUCCGCUGCGGGAUGGGACGACUGUCAGGUUGCGUGACGCGUUUAAGCGGGCUAUGCUUGAGCUGGAGGGGCCGCUUUAUGUUGUCGAGGAGGAUGAGUUGGUGGGACAGGAUGACUGGGCUGGUGAUGAGGAGGAGGGUUGUGUUCGUUGUUGGCUGGGUGUGUUUUCUAGGGGGUUGUCAAGUUAG
This is a messenger RNA of Pochonia chlamydosporia 170, 1020 nucleotides long. RefSeq names its product S-adenosylmethionine-dependent methyltransferase-like protein. The transcript has 2 exons. The record is from RefSeq and is a predicted model, not a curated record. NCBI's taxonomy places the organism in Eukaryota, Fungi, Ascomycota, Sordariomycetes, Hypocreales, Clavicipitaceae. The coding region runs from base 1 to 1020 and encodes 339 amino acids.